AUUGACAUCGCUAGAGGGCGUUCUUGUAGUCGUUAAAAAUGUUGGUCGGAAUCUGUUGAAAAUGAUGAAUCCGUUUUUGCAAAUUGUUAAAACUUUCAUUAUGUUGUAGUUAAAUUACUUAACAUGAUUCUAUUUAGUAGCUAGUAAGUGGAAAAGACAUUUUGUCAAGGAAAAGAGUGAUUUAGGUGUGCGAAAGUCAUACGACUUGUGUCAUCUGACUGCUCUUCCUUCAAGAUGGCUCCUCCGCCGGAGUAUGAUAAGGAACCGAAAGCUCCGGAUAAAAGUGCAACAAAUAUUUCCACUGAAGAUUCGAAACUUCUACAUAAUUUGGUAAACGACCAGCACACAAAUUCAGACCACAAACCUAUAAAUACGGUUGCAGCCGUUGAAGUUGAGAAUAACAAACAUGUAGAGACUUUGGACGAUGGGCAAUUACGAGCGUUGUUGGACGAGGCUAUCACAUACAAAUGUCCUAAAGACCGAGAGGGUAAAAGCAGUCUAUUUAAGGAAUUGCUGGAAGAAGUGGAACAGGACGAGCAAGCGUGCGAGGCGGCGGCGCGGACGCUCAGCGGGUGCAGGGGCGCUCGGCGCGGGGGCCGCGGGCGGCGCGCGCUGCCCCACUCCAACUCGCUGCAGGACCUGGUGGCAGCCCUGGCCGCCGAGCCCGCGCCGCGCCGCCAUCAUGUGCGCCACCACCCGCCCGCGCCCGCGCCGAGCAACGUGUCCGCGCGAGCCAUACACGGCGGCAGUCUGCCUUCCGGCGUUGAUACCUCGUCGUUGCUGAGCGAGGAGCCGGCUCGCGGCGCGGGCUACCUGGCCACGGUGCGCUGCGUCAACCCGCCGCCGCUCGCCGAGCGCCGCGUGUCCGCCAGCGAUGCCAACACACCUGCUGAAAUGGAGCUACUCAAUAGAAGAAGUAAGCCGAUGUUCCCGAUGACGUACACUGCGCGCGCGACGCUGGAGAUCGGCAGCGGCAGCGUGUGCUCGGGCCGCGCGGUCACCACCACCACCGCGUCCAACCAGGUCGAUUCCGCUAUAUCGUUUAGUUGCAUCACAACACCGGAGGUUGUGUCCAGUUGCAACACGACAUCGUCUACGGCGCAGUCGGCGGUCGCCGUCGAUCCUAAGCCCCGCAGCGUCAUCUCGAGCAGUUUCAACGGGCUGCCGCUGUCGCGACCCAGCUACGGCUCCACCGGCAACUCCGCUACAGACGACUACAAGAAGUCUCUAGAUGAAAACGGCAACUCAGUACAAGGAUUCAGUUCACCUCUUUCGGGAUCUAGUCAACACAAAAAACCUCGGAGGAAAAAGUCUUCAAAGAACGAGACAGUUAUCGACUGCCAACAGAUCGACGGCUACCAAGGAGACAAGGACGUCAACGAGCUGCUUCGGUUCAUCGAAUCGAACGCGGACAACGGACGCGGCGCCAAGCUCGGCCGCGUCAAGCACAAGGACGACUCGGACGACAAGAGCGGCAAGAAGCGAUCCACCGAGCGCCGCAAGGACAAGGAGAACAAGCUCAAGCGAGCCUCCUCGCUCGAGGAGCUGUCCCGCACCAACAUCGACGACCUCACCGACGCCGCGCCCGACUGCGCCGAGCGCCGCGAGCCCGCCAAGCCCGAGCGCCGCUCCUGGGGCGACGACGCGCUCUACGACCCCGACGCCGUCGCCGAGACCGACUUCCAGACCGUCACCAAGAAGCGCAAGCCGCGGCGCCGCGCCGACGAGCCGCCGCGCCGCGCCCGCGCGCCCUCCCCGCGCCCGCGCCGCGAGUCCGCGCCGCCCUCCGACCGCAGCAACGACUCCAACGACGACAUGGACUCCGUGCACUCGCUGCCCGCCGCGCCGCCCGCGCCGCCCGCCGCCGCGCCGCCCGCGCCCGUCGCCUCCUACGCCGACAUCGCGCGCACGCGCCACAACAUCCCCGACCUCAUCUCUCUGUCCUGCAACGCCGAGGCCGAGCCCGGCGCCGCCUCGCCGCCGACGACGUACCCGCGCUGGCCGCGCGCCGCCGCGACGCCAAGCCGCCGCCGCCGCGCAGGAGCGGCCGCCCGCUCCGCCCGCCCGCCCGACUGCCCCGCGCCCGACGUGGUGGCCGACCGCCGCCCGCCCGUCAUCCUGCUGGACGAGGCGGUGCGGCCGCGCGACAUGGACGGCGUCACGUUCGGCUUCGACGUGAACGAGCAGCUGCUGAGCGGCGCGGCGCGGCGGCCGCGCUGCGACCUGGUGCGCGACGCGGCCGAGGCGGGCGUGGCCGUGCGCGCCGGCUGCCUGGCGCUGCGCUACGUGCCGCCCGCGCCGCCGCCCGACGCCGCGCCGCUGCUGCAGCUCGUGGACUACGUGGGCGCGGCCUGGGAGGACGUGGUGCGCUGCGGCGGCGGCAAGGUGCGCUACUUCAGCGAGUAGCGGCGCGCGCAGCCCCGCGCCGCCCGCCCGCGCCCGCCGGCCCGGCCCGGGCCCGGCGACGCCUCGCCCGCGCUCGACUCUCGCGGGUGUACCACCUACGUCUAACUAUUGCUUACUUUAGAAAACAAAAAAAAUAAAAAACAAAAAAUAAACAGAUAAGAUAUUGAAUCUUCCGCGGUGCCCUCGAGACAUGUGUGUGACGAUGCUAGUGUGUUAUUGCAUCGUUGACGGCCGAGCGUGGUGACAGUGUGACGUGACGGACUCGACAGAGUGAUGACGUCGGGUGUGAAGUGCGGCUGGCGAUCGCACGGUGAUGCGUCGGUGCAACUGAUCGGUAUCUCGUUUACUAUCAAAUAUAUGUGAAGUGAUUACACUACUUAACCAGUGUCAUCGCUGUGAUUGAAAUAAAUUUAAUUUCGCUUGAAAAUAUAAAAUGUGGCAAUAAGCAUUUAACGGUUCAAUUUUCACUUUAAAAAUCUUUAUUUGUUAAAAUUAAUUUAGAGGACUACGUAAUUUAAGUUUGUGGUCUGGCGCGUGGACGAUUCGGGAUGAAUGCAGUCGUGAACGUUACGAAAUCAUUGUAUGCGUGAAGCUCACUAUCGCUAUAACAUUUAAGGAUAUUUCACUAAACAAUGCGUGAUUAUGAUAUUUGCAUUUGCUGUAAUUUAACAUGUUGUUCUGCUUAACCUUGUAAAAAUUAUUAGCGUGUAUGUACGGGCCGGGAUGAGCAUCAGCCUCCCGGCCGUACAGCGCCGGCCGCUCGCCGAGCGGUGUGUGACAGCGCGUCACGUCGCAACGCGCCAGACGAACAUUACUCUUUUUUGGUUCCAGUUAAAGAGGCAUGUAUUAUUUUGUUUCUGUUGAUUUUUAUUAUGCUUUUGUUAUGCUGUAAUCACAAAUAUUUGGUAGAUUUUUCUAACUAGCCACUCAAGUCUAUUUUGUUAUAUAUUUUUAAGUUUUACCAUUAGAUACUACCUACUGUAAAUAAAAUGAAGAUCUUAUAAGGAGUAACUGGCCAUACUAUUAUGGGGCGGCGCGACUACACUUGCUCAUGAUCCUUUGACGAUAAGAUUUUAUAUCGAGCUCGUCAACUUCCACAAGUUUAUUUUGAGAUCAUAAUUAUAAUGUAAGUAAUGUUAUGCGAUGUCACCACUGGCUGUGUGAUUUAUAUUAUUUUGUUAUGAGUUGGAAUGUACAUUAUUUUGUAAAUAAAUUUUUGAUUUGGAGUCGUUAGUAAGGUCAUGAACAAGUGGAUAGUGCCGAUAUUUGAAAUUAACAUCUAAAUAAUGUAUACAUGAGGGAUUGUGUUAUGUGCAUGCGAUGAAACAGCACCGAGCGCGGCGUCAGCGUCGCCGAGAGUGUUCUUUGUUCAUUUAUUGUAAUACAGCCUUAUGUAUUAUAACGAAUGAAAGUUUGACCAAACAUUUAUAUAGUCAUUAGGAAGUCAUUUAAAAUUCAUCGUAGUCUUGAUGAUUAAAUACAGCCACAACUAUUGUCCUAAGUUAGUAAACUGUAUUCUUAAAUCCAUUUCAAAUAAUGAGUGUUACUUUGGGUAUGUGAACAUCUUAAAAAAAAAACAAAUGGCUAUUGUAUGAAUCGUGUGAUGAGUGACGUCAAUAGAUGAAAAUCAUGGUUUAUUUAAAAUCUCCAAACUGCAAGUGGGAAUUAUAAUUAUGAUGUAUAAUAGGCAAGUUAACGACAAGCCGCAUUUAAGUAACAAAUGUUUUGUGUGAUUGUUUCCAUUUGUCUUUUCCAUAUUACCAUGCAUUCAUGCUUGCAUUAUGUCUCGCUAAAUAUAAAAUUCAAACGUCAUUCUAUUUGUCUAUGAUUUUUGAAUAAGGCAAAGGUAAGGUGUUCUAAUGAUGUUUUGCUCCUAUUGUAUUUAGUAUGUUGGUAAGCAAGCAGGCUGUUAAUUCUAUUUUUUGUUGUGAACCACAACAUUUAUUUUGUAUAAAACUAGUCGAGUUCAAAAAUAAAUUAUUCGUACGAAAUUUUCGCGAUUUGUUUUUCAUCCAAAGUAAAUAUAACAAUGAGCAUUUCUAAUUUUACUGAGAUUUAAAAUUAGUCUUGUAUUGGCUUUUUACUUGUAUCAGUUUAUCAUCAUUAUAUUUCAUCAGGGUCCUUGGCUUACAAUCAGCUAUUGUGUAAGGAAUUAUUAAUUUUCGUCAAGAACUUCUGUUAAAUGAAUCAUUGAAAUGAUACCCUAUUUGGUCAACUAAACAGUUAUCUCGAUAGAAAAAAAAUAUUACUCUAAAUGAACAAAUCCUACCAUAAAAUAUUUUCAAAAUAAAAUAUUACCAACUAAAAUAAAUAAAUUUAGUAAAAUUUUGUUAUGUGAAUUACAUCAGGUUAUUUUGCAAAACGCAACUUAUUAUUUGGUCACAAAAAGAUACAUAGAUGUUAAUUGUUUGGUUAAUAAAACCAAGGAAAUGUUAUGUAGAUUUCUGUAUUCAGCAGC
Helicoverpa armigera (cotton bollworm) is the source of this 4864-nucleotide messenger RNA. RefSeq lists its product as uncharacterized. NCBI's taxonomy places the organism in Eukaryota, Metazoa, Arthropoda, Insecta, Lepidoptera, Noctuidae. The record is from RefSeq and is a predicted model, not a curated record.